This is a messenger RNA of Bipolaris sorokiniana ND90Pr, 1389 nucleotides long. RefSeq lists its product as uncharacterized. Lineage: Eukaryota; Fungi; Ascomycota; Dothideomycetes; Pleosporales; Pleosporaceae. The transcript has 3 exons. Gene Ontology annotation, cellular component: mitochondrion. Gene Ontology annotation, molecular function: flavin adenine dinucleotide binding; electron transfer activity. The record is from RefSeq and is a predicted model, not a curated record. The coding region runs from base 128 to 1177 and encodes 349 amino acids.
GUUGCCGUCCCGCACAUCUGGUGGAGGUGCCUUUGCCAGUCCCAGUCUUGAACCCGCAUUCUCCCUCGAAUUGUCUCGUUUUUGGCUGCUAUCCUCUUCUCUGGGUGUUGCGCCAAUUUCGCCUGCCAUGUUCUCCGCCGUCCGCCAAUGUGCCCUACGGACUGCCCGAACUCGGCUUAGACAGUCGCAACCCGUCGCCGUCCCCCAGUACUCGGCCUUUGCACGCUUGGCCUCAACCCUCGCCGUCCUCGAGCAAAAAGAUGGCAAGAUCGUAUCCCAGUCAUUGGCUGCUAUCACAGCAGGAACAAAGAUUGGAGGCUCUAUAACAGCCUUUGUUGCGGGCAAUGGAGUCAAGGCUGUCGCAGAAGAGGCCGCAAAGUCAAAGGGUGUGGAAAAGGUCCUCUACGUUGAGAAUGGUGCAUAUGACAAGUCUCUCCCCGAGAACUAUGCACCCCUCCUGGUAGAGAACAUAAAGAAGGGCGGAUACACACAUGUCAUUGCCGGCCACUCGGCCUUUGGCAAGAACAUUAUGCCCCGCGUAUCGGCCCUCCUCGACUCGCAACAAAUAUCUGACAUUACUGGCAUUGAGAGCGAAGACACGUUUGUCCGACCCAUCUACGCCGGUAACGCCAUUAUGACCGUUCAAUCGUCCGACAGCACAAAGGUCAUCACCGUCAGAGGUACUGCAUUCCCCGCACCAGAGGCUGAAGGUGGAAACGCAACCGUGGAAGAGGGCGUCGACCCUAAGGCUGAGUGCCCGACUGAAUGGAUAUCCGAAGACCUCCAAAAAUCCGACCGACCUGAUCUCGGCUCAGCAGAUAAGGUUGUGUCAGGAGGGCGUGGUUUGAAAUCGAAGGAGGAGUUUGACAAGCUCAUGCCACCUCUAGCAGACGCGCUUGGCGCUGCCAUUGGUGCUUCAAGAGCAGCAGUCGACAGUGGCUUCGCUGACAACAGCUUGCAAGUUGGACAGACUGGAAAGAAUGUUGCGCCGCAGCUCUACUUAUGCGCCGGUAUCUCCGGAGCUAUUCAACAUUUGGCUGGUAUGAAGGACAGCAAGGUCAUUGCUGCCAUCAACAAGGACCCUGAGGCACCAAUCUUCCAGGUUGCCGAUGUUGGUCUUGUUGGCGAUCUCUUCGAAAAGGUGCCUGAGCUAACAGAGAAGCUCAAGUCGCAGUAGAAAAAAAUACACAUAUCAAAUGUUAGACAUGUAAAAUAGUUAUGAUAACCUUUCACCGGGACCGAAGAGAGGUGCAGCGUUCACUGUGCAUUUGCUAAGUCUCUUAGGGCCCAUAGGCAGCUUACGUGACACUGACAUCUUGGUUGGCUAACUCAACAUAGGAACUCAUAAUCUUGGCGUACAUUAAGUAAACGAACAAUUGCAAGAUCAAC